AUAUAUGAGGGUCUUUGAUCAGAAAGAAAUUUGCCGUAAUAUUUUAUCAAUGGCCGGAAUGUUUUGCAAAUCAGUCUUCUCAGUCUACGUUUUUGACGACUUCCCGCGUGCCGUUUGCAGUAUUAGUGUUGUCAUUCUGUUCAUUUGGGGCAAUGUUACACUCGUGUGUGUGCAAUGUCGAAGCGUCCCCGGAACUCACUUUCCUGAUGAAACGAAGUUAACUGGGCAGACAGAGCUCUGUUUGAAGAGAUGUGGCACCAGCUUUCAUACGGAUGACACGGGAACAUCAAGUGGAGAGUUGUCCAGUGUUCAGAUAUGUUAUGACAAGUGCCUUCAGGAAAGAGGGAAACUGAUUUCUGUCGUAGAUGAUAAGAAUGUUUCAAUCAGUGAGGAAUUGACGUCAUCCUUCAAGAGAAUCAAACGCGAAAUCCCAGGGAGCGGGAAAAGUAGCAAGGACGGUAAGACUCACCCCACGAGUCCAACAUCAGAAAGUAGGAGACCUACUAUUAUUGUCCUUGCCAUUAUCCCUGUCACUGUAAUUAUUUGUGCUGUGUCUGCUCUGCUAAUUUUCUGCUAUCGACUACAAAAGAAGGCGUCCCCGGGACAAUUGGGCUCUUAUAAAGAUAUGCAAUUUGAAUACGACGCGUUUGUCAUAUAUAGCUCCCAAGAUUCAGAGUGGGUGGUUAAAACUCUUAUUCCAACUCUUGAGGAAAAGCAUGGGCUAAAAUGUUGUGUGCAUUAUAGAGAUUUCCCUCUUGGAAUUCCUUUUCGUCAAAACAUGGUUGACAGCGUUUAUAAGAGUAAGAAGACAGUGGCCGUUGUAUCCACUCACUUUUUCAAUAGUAAUUACUGUGGGUCAGAACUGGAUUACGCUCUUCACCGACUUAUGGAAAAGAAAGAUGAUAGCUUGGUUGUUGUCAAACUUGAUGAAGUCAACAGGAAGAAACUUCCCAGAGAACUCCAAAAAAGGAGUUAUAUAGACUUUUCAAAGUCCACUGAUAAAGAAACCUGGGAGAGAAAACUAGUUAAAUGCUUGAGGUCCACCAACCCUCGACCUGAAUAAUUUGAAUGAAGUUCGGAAGCUAAUAUCACCAAAGGAAUUCCUAGUGAUAUGCUGUUUAAAAACACGCAGUUAUUUGUAAGGAAUCUUCAUCGAUGGGAUGAUCUCUAUGUGUUAUUUGUUCGGAGUUCGUCUGUCGUAUGCAUAGAAAGGAGGUUCUUGGAAGUGUGGUAUAGUAGAACUACCUUAGUCACUGUAUCUAGAGUAAGUACUAAAACUUUAGGGUCUGUUAGCAGUCAACAUGUUUUUAAAAUAAAGAGGUGAACAAUUUUG
Messenger RNA from Pocillopora verrucosa, 1333 nucleotides. The record is from RefSeq and is a predicted model, not a curated record. Lineage: Eukaryota; Metazoa; Cnidaria; Anthozoa; Scleractinia; Pocilloporidae.